Messenger RNA from Caretta caretta (loggerhead turtle), 6219 nucleotides. It is a transcript of the gene LYPD6, whose product is annotated as LY6/PLAUR domain containing 6. NCBI's taxonomy places the organism in Eukaryota, Metazoa, Chordata, Testudines, Cheloniidae. The record is from RefSeq and is a predicted model, not a curated record. Gene Ontology annotation, biological process: positive regulation of canonical Wnt signaling pathway. Gene Ontology annotation, molecular function: acetylcholine receptor inhibitor activity.
CGAGGUGCAGAGCGGACAGCAAUGGCUGGCAGCGCUCUCCGCUCACUGCAGUAGGGGGCAGACCGCGCCGCUUGUGUGCACACGGCGCUGCCGGUUCCCUCUGAGUGUAGCCCGCGUCCUCGGCUGUUAACACCGGAGUGCUCUGGGAGCGAGCCGGGCUCUGUCAAGCCACCGCUGCCCCUGGGCUCGCCUCACGCCUCUCAGGUGCAUUUUUCUUCCAAUUAUAAAGAAAGCGUGCUCCCAAGAAACCCGUAUGAGUGAGGCCCCGCUCUGCAAUGGAAUCCUGGCCUACCCUGGCCUGGGUUCUGCUACUUAGCCUGAUCGCUGACUGUCUGAAAGCAGUUCAACCUAGAGACUUCACAGUGAAAGAUAUUAUCUACCUUCAUCCUUCAACCACACCAUAUCCUGGUGGAUUUAAAUGUUUCACCUGUGAAAAGGCGGCAGACAAUUAUGAAUGCAACCGAUGGGCUCCAGAUAUCUAUUGUCCAAAAGGGACAAGAUAUUGCUACACUCAACACAUAUUGGAAGCUGGUGGAGAAAGUAUAUCUGUCACUAAGCGCUGUGUGCCACUGGAGGACUGUUUGUCUACUGGAUGCAUAGAUUCAAAACAUGAAGGCCACAAGAUCUGCACUUCCUGCUGUGAAGGAAAUAUCUGUAACUUGCCAUUACCCAGAAAUGCAACUGAUGCAAUAUUUGCAACGACAUCCCCUAUAAAUCAGACAAAAAGACUUUCCCAACAUAUAUCAAUAAUAACGUCAUGUCUCCUGUUGGUAUUUACUUCAUAGCGAUGUCAUAUGGUGCCAUUUGUAUAGUUGGAAAAGCUCAACUGGAUGAAAACCUUAGUAUCGAUAUAUGACCUUAUCUUAAUAUAUGUUCAAAAUCUUAGUAUUUCAACAACAUUCCCAAAAUUUUAAUUUCUUCUUGAUUUUUUUUUGUUAAUUUUGGUUAGUACUGCACCUAAAUGUUCCUGAAGUGUAUUCUCCUGAAGGGGAGAAUAAUCCAAUUGUUUUCACUUAAUAUUUUGAGUAGAAACACAUUUGAAAUAUUUUCAAAGCUAGUGGGUCGCCCAUAUACACUGGUACAUAGAAUAUUCUAGAAAUUUGUCUUCUCUCUGUGAAGUGGUAAUAUUUGUUAAAGAUAUAUUAUGCAGCUUAUUUGAAGCUCUCUCAUGAAGAGGUAUUUAUUUACUGAUUCCAACAGAAUAAUUUGAUUCUCAUAUCAAUCUUUGGCACCUUCCUGAUUUGUUUGGAAACCUCACAGUAGCUAAUCUAACCUUUCAGCUCUCGACGCCUGCCCUGUCAUUUUGUUGCACACCACAAACUUCCAUUGGAUCUGCUGCUUCUUUCACUUACAGUGAUGUAAAUCAGGAGUAACUCCAUUGAGGUCAAUGGAGUUACACCAGUAUAAAAGUAGUUAGAGGAGAACUGGGUCCAAUGGGAGAUUGUGAACAGGCUUCAGCUGUUCACAAAUGCCUUCUCUAAAGCAGUCCAUCAACAGUGAAAAUGUGUAUUUUCUUCAUGAGAACCCAGAGGGGAAAAAGAAACCUUCACGUCCGACUUUUAAAAUGUUUGGAUGUGGUGCUGAGCAUGGUGGUGUUACCUGUUGUAAAAACUCAUCUAUUCUAUAAAGAAUGACAUCACACAACCUUUUGUAAGUCAAGCCUGAGACCUUAGUUUUUUAAGCUUUAUUGAUUGAAACAUGGGCUCAAAUACAACCAGCCAGCUUUAGUCUAAGAGGGGAAAAUGUAUAUUAAAAGCUAUUUGAAAGCCUCCUGUGGAAUAUGAUGGUGCAUGGCAAGGCAGCACAGCUCAUAGUGCUUCACAAUUUUAUUUCUUUUUACAGGUAGGUGCCCAGUCCUUCAAGGUGCUUAACACUGACUCUAAUUUAGCAAAGCGCUUAAGCACAUGCUUACCUUUAAGCACGUAAGAAGUCCCAUUGAACUCACUGUGUUUUGGAACAACCACAUAGACAUAUUCUGGCCUGAGUCCAUGCAUGCCAGUCCCAGUGAUGUCAUUGGGGUAUGGACACUAAGAGUGAGAAUAAGAUAAAGCUUGCCUAAAUUCAACUUUUAUGACAAUAUUUUUAAAUACUGUUGGAGACAGAAUUUAGAAUUAAAUUACUACUAAAUUAAGGACUGAUCCAGCAAUGUUCCCACUCUCCAAAUUCCUGUUGACUUCAGUGAGAAUUAUACAUCCCAAACAACUGCAGGACUAUGCCUGAGGUUUUACAUUUAAAAGUAUAUAUCAAAAUGUAUAAAACUGUUUAGCCACAUGGCAAGAAACACAUUGUAGUGCAUGAUUGUACUCUGACAAAGAAAGGCUAGUAAAACGUCAUUUAUUUCUAAUGUUUACUCCUGGUAUAUAGGGUGAAACUUUUAAUAGUCUUGGCUAUAAUUUUGGCACCAACUGUUGUGUAUGUCACUUGUAAAUCAUUUAUACAAUAUUUAUUUUUGUAUGGUAUGAUUAGAAUCUAAUGUAUUGUUUUAAAAAAAAAACAUUCUUAAGAACAAUUUACCCUAAUAGGAUAGUUGUUUUAAGAUUGGGUAAAACUGUAAUAUAUACUAUGAUAAUUUAUAAUAUUUUGCACCAAUGUUGAAAAAAGAUUAACUUGCUUUACAAGGUCAGUAGUAAAUUAAAGUUUCCCUCACUGGUUUAACUUAAAACUAAAGAAAAAACUGGGUGGAAUUUUGAUAGAUUGUACAACCGUGUAAUUUUCCAUGUAAGUGUUUUUGAGCUAUUUUUGGUUAGCAAGAAUCAACUGAUAACUUGCACUUAAUCAAAUUACAAUACAGGUUUAUGCUCCGAGGCUUAUGUAGUGAAAUGUAUUAUAAAGAGGGAGGAAAUAUUGCUGGAAUCCAAGUGCUCUGUAAAAAAUCUUUGAUAAGAAGGUACCUUCUAAAGGGCAUAAAAAUUGUCCACAAGCACUAAUCCGGUAGAGUUUCUUCAAAAUAUCAAUAAUCUGUAGACACUACUGAGCCCAGUAAGCAAUGCUCUUGUCUUAAGGCUUGUCUACGCUACCGUUCAGAUCGACGGGCAGCAGUUGAUCCAGCGGGGGUCAAUUUAUUGCGUCUAGUAUAGACGUGAUAAAUCAACCGCCGAUCGCUCUAGCGUGUACUCCACCUCAACAAAAAAUGCACAGUGAUGACACCGUGGUAAGUAGAUCUAAGUACGUCGACUUCAGCUACGUUAUUCAUAUAGCUGAAGUUACAUAACUUAGAUCGAUUCUCCCCCUUGCCCCCAUAGUGUAGACCAGCCCUUAGUUGUAAUGAUCAAUGGCUUCUUUUGGGCUACACAUCUGUACUAUUUAGGAUUGUGUGAAAGAUUUUUUUUAUGGGAAAAUUGCAAAACCUCACAAUUCAUCUGAACCCUUCCUCCCCAUGCCCCACAUAUUUUUGAGGGGUUGGAGAACUUUUACUUGUGUGAAAAUUCAGUUAUUUUUACACAUUUCAGUGUGAAAAUUGAGCUUUACCCCUUUUUUAAAAAAAAAAUAAUUAAUUUUACUUACAAAUAAAACUGCAUGAAAGUUGGCCCAUUUUCAUUCACAAAUGGUCAUGUUCUUGGUCAAAAACCAUGGAAUUUCAGUGUUUUCAUCGAGUUGCAUCAUUUUUAUGGUAUUGCAGUAAAAUAUGUGGAUCUCUAAUUUGAGUGACCAUCUCAACAAUCCCUGGUAUUAAUUACAAGGGUGGUUGCAAUCUACUAUUUUUAUGCAAGGGAGGCAUGUCAUUUGGGCUCCUGGUGAGUUAAUGGUGUGGCCUGCAGUUGCACAAAGUUUGGCCCCCUCUUGAGUAGACUUUCUUAGGUUAUUAAAGCCCAAUCCUGUGAGCUGCUCUGCACCCUCAACUCCCAUUGGCAUUAGGGCUGCAUAGGUCAGCCACUGAGAUUGCAAGAGUAGUCUCCCUACAUGUAAGUUGUAUCUCUAUAUUUAAUACUUUUCCUAUAGACAUUACGUUUUUGAUGCUUGAUUAACGGGGUGAUAUUUUUAGGUUACUGCUGAAGCUUCACCAAAUGUAACCAACAUUUUGAUGAGCUAGAUGAGUAGAACCAUCUUGACUAUACUGCGAUAGUGUCUAUCUUUUUUUACUAGGGAGGGAUUAUGUUUUAUUAGUAGUAAAGCAUUUAAAAAUGGUUUUGUACCUACCAUUUGUACAGUUAAAUGACAUAUGGCCAGAUUCUGGGUGUGUCUGUGCAGAUGCACUCAUAGGCAAGCAGGCCCUGGGAGCCUCUCCCCAGUGGCAUAUAUAGCUCAGUCCCUAUGCAGACCUCAUAUCAAGGGAGUGCUAGACUGAGACAUGGCUUGUGAACCCAGUAGUGCUCUCCAGCCAUUGAAGGUACAAGGCUGUGUCAAGGCACAUACUCACCUUUCCAAAGCAACAGGUACAGCCACUGUAAUCAUGUUCUCCAGCACCAACCCAAGCUAUUCUGAUGGUUUCAUCAUUGCAUAGAUAGAAUGAUUCAGGCUACUUCUACUUUGCAGCUCCAUCUCCUCUAACCUCAUCCCCAUCAGUGCAUUGCAGGUGUGCAAGGACCUGUCUUGCCCUUAAAAGGGGAAGUUGGAACUGUCAAAUGAAGUUGCUACCAGUUCUGUUAUAUACAGUUACAGGGGGGUUGGUCAACAAAUAAGUCAAUGUUACUGGGACUGUACAGUGUGGGAGAUAAUAGUUAUAAUAGUUUUAAAAAAAUUAAAUUCUCUGAAAACAAUGUUUACGGAGACUCUGUGCAUAAUUCUCCUCUUUGCCCCAAACUCUUAGUGCACCAGCCAAUCUGUGGAUGUAGUAUGAUAUUUUAAUAGCACACAAAUGUUAGAUUCUACAUAUUUAUUUUUAGGCUCUGAACAACAUAUCUUCUUUUUAAAUAUCUGAUUUUUAAAUGUUGUAAAUUUUGUACAUAGUGCAAAUAAAUGAGGUUUUAAAUAUAAAGGUUGACCUAUUUGUCUGAUAAUCUGUAUGUAUUUUAAAUUGUUUUGAUAAUUCCAGCUCUUCCACUAGGUUUUCUACCUCUCUUCCUCCUCCUCUUAGAAAAUAAUUGCAAACUUUCUUUUGUCCUUCGUUAGCUUCUUUUAGGUCCCAUUAGCAAAGGAAGAACCUUUGAAGUCAAGAACUACAUUCAUUGCUCCCACAGAAAGAAGUGCCCAUGAGUCUGAUCCAUUUCCCACUAAACCUCAUGUGAAACUUUUCCUUGAUUUCAGUGGGUGCUGGGUUGGAUCCUAUAUAUUUAUCCUCUGGCACUCGCUAAGAGAAGUCCAUGGUAGUUCCAUGCACAGAAUACCAGCAGGAUUGGGACGUAAGUGUUCCAGUGUAUGAGUAUAUUCCGUUGAGGUCAGUAAUCUUCCUUCUCAUGAAAAUAGUUGAAGGAUGUAGCCUGUCAGUUAUUCCUCCCAGGUAAUUUUUGUUACUUGUAGGUUUAGGAGGAACUGCAACCAUGCCAGGUUUCCAACAAGAAAUCCCAUAUUAAGCAGUGAGUAGCUUGUGUUCUUACUGCUGUUGACAUUAAUUAAAAUUCAGCAUAUAAUAAAAAAGUGAAUAUGAGGUAGUAUAAAAUAGGCUUGGAAGGAUUAGAUUUUUAAUAGUAAAUGUCAGUAAACAUCAAUUUCUCUGCACACACACAAACCAAUGAAAAAAUAUUUCCAUCGAUGAUAACAGAAAUUUAGAGAUGCCACAGUAAGAAAAAUGCUGCUUGAGAACUUAUUAGUUUGUUUUAAGGAUAUUUACUUGGUAUAUUUUGACAUGCAAUGGUGACAAGUUGUGUUUUAGUGUUUAUAAAGUUUUAACUUUUUGAAUCUCAACAUCUACUGUCUUCAAGUAAUUGUUGUCAGAUCCUUCAAUACCUGAACCCCCUUCAAUUUCCCACAGCUGUGAAAAUUUAAAUUGGUAAAAAUGGAAAAAAAUGCUUAAAAAUAAACAUUGAUCUUAUCAAUGGAAAUUACAAAGAAAAUUGAAUUCUGCCAAGCCUAAAAUGAGUCUAAUUUGUAAUUGUUGUGUAGCUAUUUCCUGCUUUCUUGAUAAAUUGUAAUUUUCUAAACAGAGGGCCUAAUUCUUCUCUCUCACCAGUUUAACACCAGUAUACCUUUCUGUUGCUUUCAUGUAGUUACUUCCGAUUUAUAUCCUUAUGAGCUCUGAUUCAAUUGAAAAAACGUCAGACACCUAAAGAACUAAUUCAGACUUAAACUUCCUGUGAAGCUGAUGCACACAGUUUACAUCUGUUUGCUCAGAAGAUACUGUAU